CUUCUACAAGUUACCAAGUCUGCCGGGUCUCAACGCGAAUCACUUUCCACAUUUUCCGCAUGUGUGCUCCAUUACGAAAUCCAUGUACGUGCAACGUGAAGUACAAUAAGGACUCUCCGAGGGAUGUCUUGUCGUCCGUCGGUUUGUAGCCAGGUUUUUUAAAUCUCACAACUUGUCGGAGUAGUCGGUGGUUAAGUGGGGGACGAAUAUACACACAAUUAACAGAGAUUCGCGCAAUAGUGAUUGAUUUCGGUAAGCAUUAAGUGCCGAGGAGGAAUAAGCUUCCCAUUUAUUUAUACACAGACAAGCUGUCUCGUCAUAAGCUCGUAUACAUACAUAUACAACAGUUUAGUAGUUUUUUUGAGGAAACAGUGGGUUUCAGAUGCAUUUGCAAAUGCUGUUUAAUACGUUGAGAAACUUGAGACUACUUCACUCUCCUCCAAACUUAUGUAAGUUUUGGCAUUUAAGAAACUAAAAGCUACCCGUUAGAAAAAAUAGUCAGCCGUGGAAGAAAAAUAGAACAAACCAGCUUUCACUCGCAUGAAACAAAAUAUGUCAUGACAAAGAAACGUGAGUUUGCCAUAUGGGUUCAAAUAGUGGAAAAGGCACGGCCUCGUCAACCCUCUGUCAUCUGUGCCCACACUUAACUUAUUUAUUACAAUACAUGAACAAGUACAUAUUUAUUAUGUCACAAUAGAAGUGUCGACGCUUGAUUUUGAUGCCUGUUCGUUCUAGUGAGAUGAUGGUGAUUUUAUUGAAAACAUUUCUGCCAAUCGAAGUUUUUUGCUCCAACAGCAAUUCACGAACCUUAAGGAGAUGAUUGGAGACAGGAAAUGAAAAACGGAGCAAGGCGAAAAAAAACUCAGAGAACGUGCGCAUAAAUAAAAUCGUGAAAAUAUUCAUCAUCAUCUCCGUCGUUGCAAGCUAAGCAUAUUUGCUUUGCUCCUCAUCGUAUUAAAUUAAUGAAGAAAUUGUGUAAUCCAGGAUUUCGAUGCCACGAAGGAGACAUUCUCAGUAAAACGAAAUUGCAUUUUAUACCAAAAAUGUAAAAAAAGUGAGUGACAAUAAUAGUUGCACGAGCGAAGGAAAAAUUGACCAUUUGCAAAUAAACUCGGCUUUACAAGGGGAAAGUAGAAAUAUUGAGUUGUAUGUAUUUACUCAACACUCGAAGCGUCCAACCAUCCAGCAGGAUACAAAGGACAUGAAAAGCACUAUGAUGACGAGCUGAACGUGUAUUCAUCCACCAGAUUCGCUCUCGCAUCCUCGUGGACUAAAUCUACUUAGCCAUUUGAAAAUGACAACCUCGCUUCGAAAUCUGGUCAUUAUAUUUAUAUUUUGCUCUCUCGAGUGACGUCCUCCAGCUGUUAAAACAAAUUAUCACCUCAAAAAGGGUGGUUGGUAAAAUACUUGGAAGUGGUGCUGCUGCGAGUGAUGGUAUUUACUGCUGAGUGAACGUUGUUGGUUGAACAGGGACCACAAGGAGCAGAGAGAAAGCAGGUUGUCAGUGGUGAGUGCUGGUGAAAGUGGGAUGGGUUGUGGUGACGGUGAUGGUGGUGGUGAAAUAAAAGCAAGCAGUGCGGACGGCAGAUGAGUGGAAGGCCACUGGUUGUAGUGGCUCCCUGAGUGUGCCCAUUGUUGUUGGCAGCUAGUGAAAGUGGCAAUGGUGGAUUGAAUGGAGAAAGGAGGGGGUCAGUUGGUUGAUGCUCCAAGUUUUGUGGAUCUUUGUUCCCUGCACCAGCAUGCCAUGAGAUACUACAGGCUCUGGAUCUACGCCUGCAACCUUGUCCUUGCACUAUCCACCCUCAUCUUUACAGUGAUUGCCUUCUCCAUUAUCGUGGACCCCAGAAUUUCCCUCCUCAGUGGCGUGGAGCUGUAUCAGCCAACCUUCCUCUAUGCCUACAUUGCUCUAAUUCUCCAAUUAGGAGUUUUACAAGCGAUCGGAUGCGUGGGAGCGUUGAGACUGAACCAAAAACUGUUGAACACCUACUGGACCAUCCUCCUGGUAUUGAUGAUUGGUGAUAUAUUCGUGGGCCUCAUAUGGGCGUUUCGUUUGGACAAAAUUAAGCUAAAUUUAAGACCUGAUUUAAAGCAGAGGUUGAAAUCUCAAUAUGGAACCGACCCUAAAUUCACUCAAGUAUGGGACUGGGUUCAGACCAACGAAUUAUGUUGCGGGGUAGAUGGUCCAACAGACUUUCUCUUACCUAACGACUCAUCCUCCAGCCAUUUUGACAGUAAUGGUCUGCCUCUGGAUAUCUCUUCAGGGUUCCAUCAUCCAAAACUUCCAUCAACAUGUUGUGUCUUCACAGUAUCUAAACAUGUCCCAGUUACACCAUUUCCCACGCUAUUCCAUCCUCCACCAUCUCUAAAACCCCACCCUUCUCUCCAGCAACAACAGCUCCGCUCAAACCGAGUGAACUACCCCCCAAAUUACAGCACUAAUAAUAACUUUACCUCACCCAAAAACAACCACAACGUGCACCUCAACUCCUUCGGCACUGGGACAGGAACUCAUAACCGAAGGAAAAUUCUACACAGCACCAGGAAGCACGACAACCGUGGUCCCGACCCCAGCCAAAAUCCGCACCCUCAUCGAUUCAAUAAUGUACAAACCACGACAGAGACAUCAAGCAGUCGAAGAGCCCCUCAGUUCGGAGUGUGUGGACUGCCCCCAGAACUUGUAGCCACGUACAAAAGUAAUAUUUAUAUUAAAGUUAGUGAUACGAUUAUAGACAGUUAUUCGUUCUUCGAGGGGAGUGGCGGUGGGGUUUCGUCUGAAGAAGUUUCAGGCUCGCACUCCUCUUCUACCGAACUUCCAUUGUCGUCUUCUUACUCGACACCUUCAACUUUCUCCGUACUUGAAUCCACCACUUGGAGCAGUGGUGACCACAGCACCACACCCACGUCGUCAUCGUCAUCAUCCUUCUCCACGACAACCUAUCCCACCUCUGGCUCAUCCCUACCUCCUCCAAGUCUAGCUCAGCCCUACAUUUUGGUAUCAAUGACUCUCAAUAGUGAUCAGUGUGGGGACAAAGUGCUCGAUUGGCUUGACCAGUCAUCCGAUAUCCUCUUUGUGGUCGGCUUUUGCAUCAUAGUGUUUGUCAAGGGGUGUUUUGUGGCCAUACUCAGAUAUGAAAUUAAAGAAAUGGUUCAGAAAAUUAAGCUCCUCAACGGAGAAGAUGAUGGACGCACGGCAGCCAUGAACGAGCUCAUCGGGCUGACGUCCAUGUAUGAAGGGGGCAACGAGGACGAGCCUGGGGAGAGAGAGGGCCUCAUGGCAUCCUCAGGUGGCAGUCAGCACUGUGCCACCGACUCCAUGGCCAACACCAACAUCGAUGCAAUAGAGGCUGAUAAACGGAAAGACAGUGUGAUUAGUGCCAGAGAUCAUCACAAUUGUCACGCGGGGAACCACGUGGGCAAUCACAGCAGGAAUAAAACCCCUUUGGGCAACCACGUGUCCAUUGAGGUUGGGAUUCCGAUCACGCCAACGACCACAACCGUGGUAGCCGGGUGCAGCAUCAAUAGCCGGGGAAGGCAGCAUGAUGGUGACGAUGAAGGUGACGACGGGGGGAGGACACUCCAUACGGAUUUAGGGAGGAAGUUCAGGAAUGAGAACGGGGGGAGGGCUUUUCCAAGAAAUGGGAAUAACAACACGACCGGACUUGGUGGGGUCACCGGCUCUGCUUCUGCUCCCAUCCCCAUCGACUCCAUGGCUAAAGCUUAACUGAAGGCAUCCUAAUCGAUCUGGCGAGUUAAACGUCAUAAUCUCGAAAUGUCAUAGGAAGAUAAUUAAUUAAUCGUGCUAAGGGUACAAUUAAUUAAUGCAGGCAAGAUUACGUGUACAUUAAGUAGUUACCAAAACCAUCGUUUGCAUUAAAUUGAUAGAAUAUAAAUAUACUUAUGAUCAAGCCAUGAUGGUUAUCACAGAAGGACAUGGCGGGCGACAAGGUCAUAUCAUGCAUACAUACAUCUGAUCUAAGGUACCAUCGCUAUGUGUUAUUAUUCACUUGUCUUCUAUUGUGACUAACUCAUGUCUCUCCAGUUUGAGGUGAAAUUAUUAUUUUUUAAUCGAUUCUGAUCGAAUAUGUUUGAAGCACUUUCAUACUUUACUAGUGAUUACUAACUUGCGUUGAACAAGCGUUUGCUGAUGAUGGUUAUUCAGAUGGGCCGUCCAUUUAGGACAAAAAUAAUUGAAUGAGUAGAAAUUGCUAGAUUAACUAACCUCACCUUAACUGUAUUUUUAUAGAAAACUAUUGAUAACCACACAUAAAUACAUAACGUACAUACAUAUUUGGCAUGAACACGUAACUUAUUAUUGUUGCAUAUGUGUAUAUUUACGGUAUGGGUAUACUUGAUACAAUAUCAAAUUUUCUGUGAUGAUAUUAUAGUGAUUUUAUUAUAAGUACAUAGUUGUAAAGGAUAUCAUAUACUACAUAUUUACUUAUUUAUGUAGAUUAUCAGUUCGACGAAAUCUGACACGUUAGAAAUAUAUAGAAACGUCAGGUUAUUGGAAACUAUGUGGUAGUUUGCAUCUCAAGACACAGUUCAUCAACAUUUUAACCUUCGUAAAUCCAUAUAAUUCUGCGAAACUGUAUGUUAGUAAUCAAACGAUAAUCAAAUGAUCCAAGUGUCGUGACAUCUCGUCUAACCUAAUAUUACUGAAUAAUAAACGAGUCCCGAGUCUACUAAAAAAUGUAUUCCUAUUGGAAAUAAAAUCCUAAAGUAUCCUAAAGUAGAACAAUCGCUGGUUGAGAGUACGAACGAAUUGACAAAUGUACAUACGUUACGUGAUACCUGAAUGAAUCCUUCCUUUUCUCCUUUCUUUUUUUGGUUCCUUCUAAAUGUCAACCGAUGGCUGCUGACGAGGAAAAGUAGAAAAGGGAAAUACAAAAUGGUAAAUUACAGAGUAAAUUGAAUUACCAAAAUUGUGCAUGUCGUGUCUUUCUGUAUCUUCUUCUGUCGUCUGCUCUCUUUUUGUCUCCCCAAAGCCAACCAUUUCUCACUCACAUUAUCAGUUGCUCCUUCUAAUCUUAUGCAUUUUUAAUCCAAUCGCCGGCUCAGCUUUCUCCUAGAACACAAACCUUGUGUCCAUGUACUGCACCACCAGAACUCAGAAAACCUCAACUCUGACAGAAUCCAACCAAAUCCAAUCAAAAAUCCAAAUCAAUGCAAUUUUUGCAAACGUUCCCCUUUCCUACGAACGCAUUAAUAUUCAUUACCGUUCCCUUUUCCUUUUCUAACCAAUUCUCCAGCCCCAACGACACAUGUAGAUUAUGCGACUUUCUCCGCAUUGUUCGUUAAUCAAUACAGUUGUUUCUUUUCGAUUCAAUUCACAGUAAUUUACAGCGAAUUUUAUGUUGCGCUUGUGGUUAGAUUGACUGAGUUUUCCCAAUAUGUAUGUACUCGAAUGGGCUAAGGAACUGGAGAAAGGCAGAAAAUGUAGGAUAAAGAAGGACAAAUAUUGAUGGCUCAAAGGACAUGCUUUUCUUAGUCACAUGUACAAUGCACACCAUACAACGACCAACCACUUCUAGAUACUACUACUACUCUUCCAUGCCUAUCUACAAAGGGAUCUGGCAAGUGACAUGAAAAAUUCAUCAACUGUCAAACAUUCGCCAAUUGAACAUCAACACAACAUCAGCCAAAUUUUACCCCACUGUCAAUACCACACGCUCACACGCAGUCAGAUGACAGAAUAACAGUGAGUAAAAAAAGCUAGCAAAUCCGCUAAAUUGUUGAGUCCAGUUUAUACUUCUUUUGCAUGGAUAGCAUGGCGAAACGAUAUUUGUAGUAGGUACAAAAUGUGGGUGUGGUGGUCGGUGAUUCAAACAAAAGCGUGUCGUCGGUCUUAUUUAUGUAAUCCGUUCAUUUUAUUUUAGCUUUCUCCCAUUGCAAAAAUAAUUUCACUCUUCCGUCAGUUUGCGUCUACAUAGUUUUCCUGAUUUCGUUUGUAGUUUGGUAAAGUUUUCCACCAUACGACCAGUUAUAUAAAUUAUUUAAUUAGCAGAGUGCUAAACGAACCACGGUGCAUGUUUUUUGGAACGCCGUAGAGAGUCUACAUAUACAUACUGUCUGUCUCAACAUGAAUGAUAGAUUCACACUAAAACGCCAUUAAUUGUUCUCUGUAUCUCUCAGUUGGGCACAAUAAUAAUGCUUUUCUUUAUUGCUUCGCCCAAGUGUACAGUGUCUAAUUCCGUGGCUUCACCAAUGCGUCAUAAUCACACGAAAUAACAAACUUUAUCAUACUUUAUAUGUAUAUAUGACUCGUAUUUACUACAUAAACUCGAGUUAGCAUUGCUAAUGUUGCAUGUUCCUUUAAUUCAUCUCUGCAAAUUUAUGUUACACACUACGCAGCUUAUGUAUGUACAUAUGUAUGUAUCUAUGUACCACUAGUAAAGGGCACUACAUACAAAUACCGGAACACACUCCACAUAUACCUCCGAAUCGGUUCAAUGGUAAAGCUGGCGCGUCCGUAUUUUACUGCUUCAUAUUGUUCUCCUUUCAUUCCUUUGCUUCCAUACUGCUUUGAGUAAGAAAAAACUGGAAUGUUAAGAGGGGAACCAAGAAUGUGAACAAAUGAACAAUUCUAAACUGCAUUGGAAUAUGAGCACAUUAUGUUGAAUAGCAUGAGGGCUACCGUGUGGAGAAAUGAGCAUAUCAUGUGAAGGCGGCUGUACUCGUCGAAUAGUUUAAGGAAUCCGUCUUAUCCCCCCGCCUGCUAAAACUACUGCUUUAUGUGGUAUGAACAUACAUAUAUAGAUAAAGGAUAUAUGUUGGGUGGGAGAUAGACGGCCAACUCCUAUGUGCAACUUAAAGUUGGUUUCGACGUGCUAAUAAAAAUUUAUUAUGACAACCCACAAGGGAAGCCCAUUUGAGUUAAGUUGGAAAUAAACUUGCAAAAUACCUCCGUCUGACAUAAUUACUAUUUAUUGUUCAAUGAGAUAAUCAUGGGCAUUUCUCCCGAGUUGAGGAGGAGUUAGGGACAUGUGUAUAUUUGGUGCGCUUAGAGAAGCAUUCCUUUCCAAUUUCAUUACCAAACAGACAGACGGGCAGAUACAGACUGACGCAGAAUUCUGUGGACAAAAUUAUCAAGUACCUCGACAUAUUAUUUUGUAUAGAACGUACAUAUUUAAUUCACUCACGUUUUUAGCAAGCAUAGCGCCAGCCAUAUUUCUCCAUUGUUGACAGUACUCGAAUGUUUACUCGCAUGCUAAUUAUGUGUUGGCAAAUAUUACAUGUGCAGAAUUAACAAAGUAGAAACACAAGGCCGUGUUUAAAUAUCAACGUCCUGGAUGAUGGGUUGAACAUCUACUCAUGUCGGCAAUUAGCCUUGAAUCUGCUACCGCCGCGGUCUCUAUUUAUCUCCAUUUAUGAGGCGUCUGACCACCCCCGUAAAGUAUAAAUAUGAAUUGUCAUUUUUUCUGUGAUUCUUCGGCGUAACAUAAUAUCACGCUUAUCUUACAAUGCACAACUUGAGUGGCAUGCUAACCUGAUUCAAUUAUGUAGUAAUAAGAGAAUUUAAACCGAAGAAGUCAAAAGAAUGAUAGGAUCAAAAUGAGAGCAGAAAUCUAGUUUAAUUAAGUAUUUGAGAGAAGAUAACUAUUAUUCUACUUGUAGUAAUAAUAAAUAAACGAGAGAUAUAUUCAAUAAAGACAUAGUAUAAAUAAAAUGUAAACGGAUAUUUGACCUAUGUAUCUAACUACACUUUACAGUAAAUAUUUCUGGUUCGUCAAUUUGCAUAUUAUAGUAUUUACUCUUGUUGCAGUUAAUUAUGUACUUAUCAAUAAUAGGUCUGUAUGAUUUUUCUACAGUAAAAUAUUAAGAUAAGGUAUAAAAUAAGGACGAAGGACUGGUUUUGGAAAAAUGCUUAUUCGUAUUACUGAUUGAUUACAGCUACAUAUUUAUUUGUAAACCAAAGCAUUCGUGGCUCCAGAUAUUUUCAACUACUGUAUUGUACUGGGACGUAUACAUAUUUACAUGUAUAUAAAUAGUGCAAGGAACUUGCAAUUAAAACGAAAUUGAAUUCUUGAGAAAUGUAUAAAAUAUGUCAUUAUCUGGUUAAUAAAAGGUUAUUUAAAAACGAAA
This is a messenger RNA of Folsomia candida, 8082 nucleotides long. RefSeq lists its product as uncharacterized. The transcript is spliced from 8 exons. Bases 1673 to 3721 code for a protein of 682 amino acids. The record is from RefSeq and is a predicted model, not a curated record. NCBI's taxonomy places the organism in Eukaryota, Metazoa, Arthropoda, Collembola, Entomobryomorpha, Isotomidae. Gene Ontology annotation, cellular component: membrane.